Saccostrea cuccullata (small rock oyster) is the source of this 856-nucleotide messenger RNA. RefSeq names its product integrator complex subunit 4-like. The transcript is spliced from 5 exons. The record is from RefSeq and is a predicted model, not a curated record. Gene Ontology annotation, biological process: snRNA processing. Gene Ontology annotation, cellular component: integrator complex. Lineage: Eukaryota; Metazoa; Mollusca; Bivalvia; Ostreida; Ostreidae. The annotation marks the transcript as partial.
UUGAUGAGUCAGCAAGGAGUGCAGUGUAGUAGCAGCAUAGCAGAUAACCAGGUGUUGUCCUUAAUUGACCAGAUUUUGGGAUUGACAAAGAGAUUGCAGCAUCUUUACCUUGGGGUCAGCAGCACAGAAUACUCUCUGAUUCAACAGACAAGUCUCAAAGCCUGUACACUGCAGAUCUUAACAAAGAUGAAGGCCGACCCCACCAGGUGUAGUAAAGCGAAGGAAACCUAUCUGGAGCAGCUGCAGGCUCUCAAAAAAUUUUUGGAUUCCAAUGAGCUAUCACCAGAUCCCUGCUUUGUGUAUCUGUUCUCUGUACUUAAUGACUUGGAGAAUGGGAAGAUAUCAGACAUUCUUAAACAUCUACAACACGCUGUGAAGAACAUAGCACCUUGUGGAAUAGUCCUGCAGAACACCUGUAUCAGGAAGGUGACGGCCAUUAUGCAUGAACCGACAGGCUCCUCGGAUAACCCAGUCCGGUUCACGGCCGGUUUAACCGUCACCAUUCCGGUUCACGCUACGGUAGAAAAUGUCCAAAACCCUGGAAGUAUCAGAUUAAAGAUUCACUAUCCUGACCAGAAGAGUUAUCUCAUCAUUCCACAGAAGAAUCAUUUCACAAAGCUGAGUCCGCUCCAUCAUAAGUUAGUCUCUCAGGUCAUCAUCUCUCACUCUCUGUGGUCAGAUCAGUCCAAUGUGGAAAUCAGUAUUGUCAUGGAAACUAAAGAUGGGGAGUCUGUGAGUUGUCAAGAACUCUGUCCACCUGUCCGAGUACCAGUAGCUCCCAAAGCAGCCAAACACUGACAGUUGGUUUGAAUAUUAUAAAUAAAAUAUAUACAUUAAUUGUAAAAUGCAAUUUCUA